This is a messenger RNA of Psylliodes chrysocephalus, 390 nucleotides long. The record is from the annotation of a GenBank genome assembly. Lineage: Eukaryota; Metazoa; Arthropoda; Insecta; Coleoptera; Chrysomelidae.
AUGCCUAAAAAAUACUCUAAAUCAAUAAUGGACCAUUUACACGAGGCCAAUUGUAAGGACAUUCAACUUAACCAAUCCAGUGACAAAGAAGCAAUUGCUAAGAGAGGAUGCCAGACCAGUUAUAAGAAAGACAACAAGUUUGAGCAUUUUUCUAUUCAGAUUAUUUCAAUGGGCGUUCCAGUAAAACCAGCAAAGCUAGCUGAUGUUAACAAAUUGGUAACUAAACAUUUCGAAGAAGAAUGGCAAGAAGGAGAAGACUUAUCGUUUCUUGAAACACCACUCUUAUCAGACAUCAGUCAAGCAGGUGUUACUCAAGAUACCAUCGACGAGCUCGGGAAAGACUUUUGUGAAUCAAGAACGCCAGAAGAGGAUAUCGAUCUAAAAAUCUAA